UUUAGUAUCUCAUAAUUUAAAAAUGUUUCUCCUAUUUAAAACUUAAUUUUCCCUCCUAAAAGUCCAAAUAAAAGAAAGUAUUGUCUAAGUCGACUCCAACGAUGACUCGGCCGUCCAUAACGAGACUACAUCCUCUUUACAACUCGCCCUGGUCCAGUUCCAAGAUAAGACGGGAGUCAAACAAAAGCUUUAUUUGAAGUCACAGUCCACGGCUGUAAAAAAGUCCCAUAAGAGAGUUCGUUGACCCGAGGGUGGUCCCGGUCCGCAUGUCCCUCGUAAAACUGCUUAUGGCCCCGUCUUUGAUGGACGAGGAGGGCGGAGUGAGGACUAUAUAAAGACCAGCAGGUCUGGGCCUCGGCACCUCCUGAGCCCACACCUGCACCAUGGCCUUCGCUGGAAGAUACGAAACCCAAACCCAGGAGGGCUACGAUGACUUCUGCAAGCUUCUGGGCAUCCCGGCCGACGUCAUCGAGAAGGGCCGCGACUACAAGAUCAUCACCGAGGUGACCCAGGACGGGAAGGACUUCUCCUGGACUCAGGUCUACCCCACCAACGCCAAGGUGACCAACAAGUUCACCGUGGGCCAGGAGUGCGACAUGGAGACCAUCGGGGGCAAGAAGUUCAAGGCCACCGUGUUCCUGGAGGGCGGCAAGCUGAGUGUCACCUUCCCAAACUACCAGCACACCUCUGAGAUCCAGGCGGGUAAACUCAUCGAGACCUCCACAGCUGGCUCGGUGGUGCUGAAGAGAACCAGCAAGAAGAUCUGAGUGCUCGGGGACCUCUUUGGGGUACAGACUCCAGGGGCCACAGCUACUGCCGUGAAUAAAGUACCACCACACCUUC
Nerophis lumbriciformis (worm pipefish) is the source of this 843-nucleotide messenger RNA. Its product is annotated as gastrotropin-like. The record is from RefSeq and is a predicted model, not a curated record. Lineage: Eukaryota; Metazoa; Chordata; Actinopteri; Syngnathiformes; Syngnathidae. Gene Ontology annotation, molecular function: lipid binding.